Stegastes partitus (bicolor damselfish) is the source of this 3787-nucleotide messenger RNA. RefSeq names its product excision repair cross-complementation group 5 (gene ercc5). Gene Ontology annotation, cellular component: nucleus. The coding region runs from base 152 to 3571 and encodes 1139 amino acids. Gene Ontology annotation, biological process: nucleotide-excision repair. The record is from RefSeq and is a predicted model, not a curated record. The transcript is spliced from 15 exons. Lineage: Eukaryota; Metazoa; Chordata; Actinopteri; Pomacentridae. Gene Ontology annotation, molecular function: DNA endonuclease activity; single-stranded DNA binding.
AACGAAGGUAGAUAACUGCCACUGUGAUGAUUUCUUUUACUACUCUCAUGGUUUUGGAGCAAUUGUCUAGAUUAGUGGAGCAAAUUGAACUUGUUGUUGUGUAUUUUAGUUAUUGAAUUUCUGUGACUUUUGGACCCUUGCUGCUGCUUCGAUGGGAGUUCACGGACUGUGGAGACUGCUGGAGAGCACAGGGAAACCUAUCAACCCUGAGACACUGGAGGGAAAGAUCCUUGCUGUUGACAUCAGUAUAUGGCUGAACCAGGCAGUGAAGGGGGUGAGGGACCGUGAAGGCAACAGCGUCCAGAAUGCCCACCUCCUCACUCUCUUCCACCGCAUCUGUAAGCUGCUCUUCUUCCGCAUCAGGCCAGUGUUUGUGUUUGAUGGGGACGCACCUCUGCUGAAGAAGCAGACCCUGGCUCUGAGGAGGCAGAGGAAGGAGGAGUUGACCCGUGAAUCCAAACAGACCAAUGAGAAGCUUCUUAAGACGUUCCUGAAGAGACAAGCUAUCAAAGCGGCACUUGGAGAUUGUAGUAAGGAUCCUUUGCCCAGCCUUUCGAGUGUGAGGAGAGAUGAGGUGGACGACAUGUAUGUUCUUCCAGCCCUGCCCCCUGCUGAGGAGAAGGACAAAAGCAGUUCUGAGGAGGUGGAAGACAGUGAGGAGGAGGAGACAGCUGACAGUUAUAUGUAUCAGGGAGAACUGUGUGGAGAAACAAGCUCGGUGGACAUCAACUCAGAGGAGUUUGAGAGCCUGCCUCCUGAAAUGAAACAUGAGAUACUCAAAGACAUGAAAGAGUUCUCCAAAAGGCGCCGAACCUUGAUUCACAAACCUCCAGAGCACUCGGGAGAUUUUUCCCAGUACCAGCUGGCCGGCCUACUGCAGAGGAACAAGCUGAACCAGCGUCUGGAAGGUGUGGAGAAAGAGAUGAGCCAGCGAAGUGCAGGCAGCGUUCCACAGCUCAACCAAGAAGAUGGAGAUCAGCAAAACCGGAGCGUAGAGGCAAAUCGACUGGUUUCAGAAGACCAUUCGCAUUAUAUUCUUAUUAAAGGCUCCAAAAAGAACGAGGCUGCCCCUGAGAGCCAACCUGCUGCUUCACCCUGGUCUGGCAGCUCCCUGUCAGGCUGCAGAAGUCGGGUGGCGGACAGACCCAAGCCUCUGUGGCGUCCUAUCUGUGAGGAGGACGAGGAAGUGACUCCCUCCUCUGAAGACUCCAAACCAUCUGUGUCAAAACCAGCUCAUGAAGACACAUCACCACCCUCGCCUCGGACACUUAAGGCCAUCCAGGCUGCUAUGAACAAUAGCUCAGAUGAGGAGAACGUGGACCGGGAUAAGGAGGAUGGCAGUGUGUCCCCACGUACGCUGCUGGCAAUCCAACAAGCUCUGAAUGACGAGGAUGAUGGAACAGCUGAAUGUGUGACCCAAAUAAGUAGCUUACCCACAAAAGUAAAGGCAAAUAUUCAUCACCCGGUGCCCCAAGUGGUCAUCAACAGCUCAGAGGAAGAGACAGAACGUUCACCUAAAAGAAAAUCCAGUUUUAAGAGGAACCCAGCUGGCCAAAGUUCAGAUGUCAAAGACAGUUUAUUAGUUAGUAGCUCUGAGGAUGAGAUGGAGGAGGUGAUUGGACAGAGAAGUAAAGCGCUACGAUCCGCAGCGCUGCAACAACCUACCAGGACAGUGAUGGAGUCAGAAGAAGAGACAAAGACAGGACAGCUGAUAGAGGAUUUAAGGACAAAAAGUAGGGGACAAAUAGAGAAAGAAGAGCUUGUGAGAAGAGAUUCAGACCACAAUCCACAGCAUGCUGCUACUGCUGCUGCAUCCAGUCAACCCAGAUUAUCCAUCCAUCUCUCUCGUCAGCUAUGUGAAAAACCUGUCGGUGCACUAACUGAAAUUCAUCCUGUGCUUGUAGAGCAGAACAGUAACAAAUUCACUGAAGCUCCAAAGGAGAGGAAUGGAAAUGAUGUGAAGCCAGGCAGCAGUGAGGAGAGCGAGUCAGAAGAGAGCUUCAUUGAGGUGUCAGAACAAGAAUUUAAAGAGGAGGAUACAGAUGGUUCUGUUGCAUUAACUGUAGAGAAAGAACCAACAGAUGAAGUUCACAAUGAUGGGAUGAAGACUGAAGAAAAGUCAGAGGAAAGUUUGAAGGAGACUCUCAGCCAUCCAGCUGCUGCUCUGAAUUUAGAGGAAGACAAAAAGAGACAGAAUGAGGAGCAAAACAAGGAGACGGAGACGGAGACUGAAGCAGCGGAAACUCCAGUGAUCAACGAAUGGGAGCACAUUGAUGUGGAUGAGCUGGAGGCUCUAGAGAGCUCUCUACGGGUGGAGCAGAGCAACCUGAGGGAGCAGAAACAGCAGCAGGAGAGAAUGGCGAACACAGUCACCGGGCAGAUGUACCUGGAAAGCCAGGAGCUUCUGCGGCUGUUCGGCGUGCCGUUCAUGGUGGCACCGACGGAGGCCGAGGCUCAGUGUGCGGCACUCGAUCGCGCCGACCAGACGAACGGGACCAUCACAGACGACUCGGACGUGUGGCUGUUUGGAGGACGACACGUUUUCAAGAACUUCUUCAGCCAGAACAAAUAUGUGGAACACUACCAGUACAGCGACCUGCAGAACCAGCUGGGUCUGGACAGGACCAAAAUGAUAAAUCUGGCCUACCUGCUUGGAAGCGACUACACGGAGGGCGUGCCGGGGGUUGGAUAUGUGACUGGCAUGGAGAUUCUCAAUGAGUUUCCAGGGCCGGGGUUGGAGCCACUAACACAGUUCAGUAACUGGUGGUCAGACGCUCAGGAGAAAAAGCGUCUCGUCGCUGAUCCUCGGGACUCAAAGGUUAAGAAGAAACUGAGGGAGCUGAAACUGCAGCCCGGUUUUCCCAACCCCGCAGUGGCUCAGGCUUAUCUGCAACCCGCUGUCGACCAGUCGGACAGCUCCUUUAGCUGGGGACGCCCACAGCUCGACAUGAUCAAAGAAUUCUGUCUGAGUCGCUUUGGGUGGAACAGCCGGAAAACAGAGGAGACUCUUCAGCCUGUGAUCAAGCAGCUCAACACUCAGCAGACUCAGCUGCGUAUAGACUCAUUCUUCCGCAUGGAGCAACAGGAAAAGCAGGCGAUCCGCAGCCAGCGACUCCGCCGAGCAGUGACCUGCCUGAAGAGAAAGGAGAGAGAAGGAGAAGAGGAGGAAGACGAGGACAGUGAGGAAGAAAUGCAUUCCCCUUCCAAAUCUAAGAAAGAGAAUCUGAAGAAAGGAGAAGGAGAUAAGGGAGAGGAGAGGGUUAUGGCAGGAGGAGGGUUUCUAGGUUCGGAGGUAGUCCUUGAAUCUCCUUUUAAGUCUCUCAAGGAUAUCAGCAGCUGCAACAGCAGCCAGGAGUCUAUAUCAGCAAAGACUGUACCUCAGUCUACGAAGACUCGACCUCAGAGGACCAGGAGCAGCAGCAGCAGCUCCAGUGAGGACAGCGAUGGCGGUCAGAAGGUUGCUAUGGUUACUGCCAGAUCUGUGUUUGAGGGCAGCCGACGAGGCCGUGGAGCGAAAAGCACAAGAGGAAGAGGAAGCACGAGAGGAAGGGGCAGGGCGAAGAAGUUGUGAGGACUUAACAUAAACAUAAAUUGUAACACUGAGUGCAAAACAUGUUACGCACCCUCAAAUGUCUGUGAAAUUAUGUUUGAUAUUUAUGGGAUUCACUGAUGAAUUGAGCUUUUGCUAUGAUGUAGAACAUGAAUUUUGUAAACUAUUGAUGUCAUUGAAAAUAUUUUUUCCUGUGCAGAGGUAUACGUAUGAAAUAAAAUGGCAUUUUUCAUAAAA